CUAUUGGACACCAAAACACCUGAGGGUUUGGUGAACAAAGUGUGGUUUGACGUUCAACUUCAUAUUGGGCGAAGGGUGCAGGAGGGAAACCGUCUUCUGAAACCUGACUCAUUUAAAAUAUGUACAGAUGAGAACAGCCUACUCUCUCAUUCAACGAACCCACAAAACACAAGGACCCACAGGAGACGAACAAUGAGAGUGGACGGGGAUCAUGUUUGAACUGCCGGGUUAUCCCCUCUACCCUCUCCCCUCUCUCCGGUAGCUUCGCUUAUGAAGUAUCUGUCCGUCCUUCCCUCUGACGCCCCAGGUUUGUACCUCCACCCGAAACGGAAAGCAGUGAACAGAGACUGUUAGCUAGCUAAAUCAAAUGUACCCUGACAAUAUAACCGGCAGCUAUUUAGGCCUAACUAUUAGCUAAUGUUAUUUUGUCUUUUAUAUGUCUCAGGUAUACAAAAGAGCCGAUGGGAGUGAACACCCUCACAAUAAUGUUGCCAAGGAUCUGGAAAAUAACUGGCAUGUCGCAGAUUUACACAAACCACUGCCUCCGAACCACCGUGGUCCAGAAACUGUCGGAUGCUGGACGAAAGGCACGAGAAAUAAUGUCUGUCAGUGGACACAGAUC
Messenger RNA from Coregonus sp. 'balchen', 622 nucleotides. The record is from the annotation of a GenBank genome assembly. Lineage: Eukaryota; Metazoa; Chordata; Actinopteri; Salmoniformes; Salmonidae.